Drosophila sechellia is the source of this 1834-nucleotide messenger RNA. It is a transcript of the gene Cluap1, whose product is annotated as clusterin associated protein 1. Gene Ontology annotation, cellular component: cilium; microtubule organizing center; intraciliary transport particle B. Gene Ontology annotation, biological process: cilium assembly. The record is from RefSeq and is a predicted model, not a curated record. The transcript is spliced from 3 exons. Lineage: Eukaryota; Metazoa; Arthropoda; Insecta; Diptera; Drosophilidae. Bases 90 to 1739 code for a protein of 549 amino acids.
CCAACGACCACAACAAAUGACGGUGUGGAAAAUGCAAUUGCCAGCGCAGCCGGCGCAGCGAAAACAGGUGAACUCGUCGGAAACCAGGAAUGUCCUUCAAGGAUGUGCGAGAUCUGGGGGAACAUCUUAAGCUGUUGGGGUUCCCGCGCGUGUUUCCCCUCCAAUCCCUGGCCAAUCAGCAUGGCAGCCUGGCCAGUUUCCACAUAGUUGCCGAGCUCCUUCAAUGGCUAGCAGGACUAAUGGAGCCAGGUGCCACUUUACCCGGCGGCGUUGAAUCGGAGGAGCAGCGGGUUCUUCUCGUCCGUUCGGCGACCGAGUUUUUUGUGACCAAGGCAGCCAUUCGUAUUAAUCCCCGAAAACUGUAUGAAGCCGCUGCGGUUACGGCGGCAGAGCUAAAGAAGGUAACCCGACUCUUGACAUCCCCAGGACAAAACGAAGCGGACAACGACGAAGAGGACCAAAGGGACCAGUACCGGAGCCUAAACCCCGUGGAUAUUGGCGACAAAAUAGAGGAAUUGCGUAAGGCUCGGGAACUGGCCACAGACUUAACCCAGCGAGGCACAACCAUAUGCGAGAUGCUUUCGAAGGAACUGCUCCACAAGGAAUCGCUGAUGUCUCAGGCCCAACGACCCUUGGAGCUGCUCAGCGUGGAGCGGACCCUGAAGAACGCCAUCCAAGCUAGCCAAGUUCGCCUCCAAUCGAGUAAAGCCCAACUGGAGGCAGCCAAGGUGGAGCUCAAUGCUCUGGGCUCCAAGCUGCAGCGCCGUCGGGCGGAGCUCGAGCGAACCCGCCAAAGACUGGAGGCACUGCAGCGCAUUCGACCGGCGCACAUGGCCGAGUUCGAGGACUGUGAGAAGGAGUUGCAGGAGCUUUUCCAACGCUACUUUCUCAGGCUGCAUGUACGCGAUGCUCUAAAGUCCCAGCUGGACCUGCGGACUAAACGUGCCACACCUAUCGCCUCACCCAUUCUGCAAAAGCCGGCAGAGAACUCAAUGCCCUUCAUCCCGGAUGGACUCAUCGAGGACGACGAUGAUGACGACGACGAGGACGAUCUGGAUGACGAGGAUGAGGGCGAUGAUGGUGGCGAAGCACUUUCCCGCCUCGAAAUGGUGGUCAAUGGCAGGAGUGUCUUCGGCCUGGACUCGGAGAUACCCGACAUACGGGACGAGGACAAGCUGAUGCAACAGAAUAGCGUGGUUUCCGCCCAGGGAAAACGUCCUGGUACCGCCACCUCCAGGAUUAGACCCACAACGGGUAGAAGCAGGAAGGCAGUCGGAGGUAAGGAAGUUCUAAUUUCACAAACCUAUUUACCAGCUCAAAUAACGAAAAUCCAAGGAAGAGGCGCAGCCGGCUCGGAUGAAGGUACUGAUGCCAGGGCAGCCCGCGGCUUCAGGAGAGGUGUUGCGACUGGAGGAGACGCCGGUGGCACCCAUCGAAACGGCCGCAACGGACCCGGCAGCAGUUUGCUCAACUCACGGGACGAAGACAGCAGCUUCGGGAGCUCCGAAAGCGAACUGGAUGUGGGUGAGAUCAUGGGCAUGAGCGGAAUGAGUGGCAUGAGUGGCAUGAGCGCUAUCAGCGGGAUAAGUGGGAUGAGCAAUAUUGCCUUGGGAGCCGGCGAUGACGAUUUUGAUCUGAACUCGAUCGAUGACAUUAGCAUUUCAAAGUUAACUGGCGAACUGCCACUUAGACCGAAGACCGCCAAUAAAGCGGAGCACCACAGCGAUGAGGAUUUCUAGGGAUAACUAUUUAUAUAUAUUUACUAAUUUUAUAAACUCAGCCAGAGGGCACACAGGUUGUAAAAAGUAAAUAAAAUAUUCCCAUCCAGCAAUUA